Messenger RNA from Coccomyxa subellipsoidea C-169, 3885 nucleotides. RefSeq lists its product as hypothetical. Gene Ontology annotation, molecular function: protein binding. Lineage: Eukaryota; Viridiplantae; Chlorophyta; Trebouxiophyceae; Coccomyxaceae. The record is from RefSeq and is a predicted model, not a curated record. Bases 1 to 3885 code for a protein of 1294 amino acids. The transcript has 13 exons.
AUGACAUUGGAGCCGGACAGACGCAGCAUUGGCCACCAUGGCUACCCGCUGGCAAGGGCGCCUGCGCCAAAGCUGGCUCGCUUAGGGGGAGCCCUGCACCUUCAAGCAUCCUCUCAGUUCACAGACACGGCGGCUGCCGCCGGCCUGCGCGCAUUGGAAAAGCGAGUCGAGGCGGUGCCGGUGGCAGUGUACGAGUUUCUGCAGGCCGGGGGCGUUCCUGCUGCGGUCACAAUAAUCACCAGCGAGCCGGUGCACGAGGAGCUGAGAGAUGCGGCGGUCAGCUUGCUGAUCGCUGUCUCGCGCAAGCAGCCGCAGGCCAUGUCCCUUGCGUUUGUGGAGGCGAAGGGAAUGGAGGCGGUGGCGCAUCUGCUGGGCCGGGGGGUGCAGCUGAGGGCGGGAACGCUGACGCAGACGGGCGCCGCCACCGUGGCGGAAGCUGCGCGGCUGCUGGAAGCUGCGCUCGAAGCCGGCGGGCAGCCGGCCGCGCGCGCAUUCGCUGACGCAGGUGGCUUCUCUGGUCUGCGCAUGGGCCUCGCCUGUGCGCAGCUCGGCGGGCAGCAUGGGCUGGAGGUGGCUGAGAGGGCGCUGGGGUUGCUGCAUCGCCUGGUGUGGACAGGCAACAACAGGGGCCACGCUGUGCACGCUGCGCUCUGCGGCGCAGCAUGCUCAGCGCGCGCACACCAGCCUGUUCUGGCGCUCGUGUAUGCAGCUCCCCACAUCCCCGCCGCCGCCAGGGGCAUGGAGAUUUUGAGGGCGCUGGCGGCGGCCAGUUCCACAUGCAUGCGCGCGCUGCUACAGUCCAACUGCGUCGACACCUGCCUCACAGCCCUCGAUCGCGCGGAUUCGAAUUCGAAGAUCGCUCGCACCACCGCCCUUCUGCUGCAUGACGCCCUCGGCGGAGACCCCACUUGCAGGGGAGACAUUUUGGCCAAGGGCGGUGUGACAACCUUUCUGAAUGUGCUGAUGCGCGUCGGCAUUGAGGAUGCGCCAAUCGCUGAUGUCAUCAACGGCCUGCUGAGCUCGCUUGCUGAGGGGUCUGCUGACAUCACACACCAGGAGGGGAAGCAAGUGCUGCACUGGGCAGCCCAGUAUGGGGAGGUGCAAAUAUUGGACAAGGUCUUGCUCGAGCGGCCAAACCUGCAGGCUGUUGACGGCCGCGGCAACUCGGCACUCCACCUUGCGGCAGCUGCCGGCCAAACGGACGCGGUAAAACUGCUGCUGGAGGCCGGGGCCGAUGCGCUGGCGUGCAAUUUUGCGGGGGACCAGCCGCUGGCGGCGGCGGUGGGGGGGUCCCCCACGUGGGCCUUACUAAGUGCUGAGCUGGACUGGCGCGCAUGCCUCGAGCAGCCGCGGCCCUGCCACUAUACAGCCGCUGCAGGCAAGAAGAGCAGCGGGGGCAAGGUUGAGUGUCACGUGUGGCGCUUAGUCAUCCAGGCUGACUCACCGCCCGGUCAGCGCGCGCCUGAUCUGGAGCAGGCACUUCGCACACUGCUGCGCCGCUGCUACCCUGCCGCUGUCAGCUGCCAGACGGGGACGCCCAGCGCAGGAGAGGCGCCCGGAACAGCUGACACGGACGUGCAAGCAUCAGCUCAGGAAAUUCCAGCGGUGGACGCUGCUUCUGCCACCCGUCCUCGCAGCACGCUGGAUGCGAAUCUGCAGAGUGCCGCCUCCAGUGCCGUAGAGCAGGCCUCUCAGCGGGAGCAGCAACAAUCGCAGCACUUGAGUGUUGCAGCUCCCCAGCCGAGCGAGACAUUGCUUCCUGACAGCAUAGAAGCAUCCGCACCCAGCCCUGGAGAAGGGUAUGCCAGCAGCCAGCAUGGGAGUGACCAGCGCAGGUCCAGCAUGCAACAGCUUCCUGCAGGAGCCCCUGAGAGGACUAAAGCGCAGGGAGAGACUAGCGCUGCAGUAUCAGGGGUUGAAAUGCCAAAGCCGGCAGGCAAGAAGCCGGCGGCGGCGCAGUCCGGUCAGCGUCCGGUGGAAGCUGACUCAGCGGUGACUCAGCGCCGGCCAAGUAGCGCGCUGGAGAUCGCGCGGCGGCUGCGGCGCGCGCCGGCUGCCAAGGGCAGAUCAGGCCCGGCCAAAUCUGGCGCCUUUGGAAGUGGCACAUAUGCCAAGUCUGACUCGCCUGAUUUUAGCAUCAAUGCCAGCUCAGCGAGAGAAGAGUCAGGCUCGGUGGGCGGGUGUGGCAGUGAGAGGGCAGGCGAUAAUGGUUCGAAGCAGCCGCAAUCAGUCCCCAAAAGAGAUGCAUCCGUCCAGCAGAGGGAAUUGUCAUCUGGCAGAGGUGGCGAGGAAUUCUCAAGCAAGUCAGAAGCCCACAUUAUCCAGGUCAAUGCUGCAGCUGUGGCAACUUGUUCUCAAGAGGAGCAAAAGGAGGCCGCCGAGGGCGCAGACUCAGCAGGGCAGCCGUCACAGAUGGAGGCGAGUUCCAAGUUUGGCGGAAGCAAUGGAACGCCGUCGGACGAAACGCUGCAGAAGGGGAGAGCGCAGACCGGGGCUGCGGCAAGGACGCCACCUGUGAUGUCAUACCUCCCUCUGGAAGAGAGCCGGCAGAAGGGGAGCCGCCCGAAGGCACCCCCACCGCCGCCACCGCCGCCACCGCUACGGUCCUACGGGCGCGCGGCGGUCGUGGAUGCAUGCGCGACGGCUGUGGCCGUGCGCGCGGGUGACGAUCUGCGCCGGCAGCAGGCGACGCUCGGCCGGGGGAACUUGUAUGCGCCAACGGCCCAAUCUGUUGCAGACAAGGUGCGCGAGCUGGAGCUGCAGAUUGGUCUCGUGCAGCAGCUGAACAGCCAGGGCCUGCGCAAAGACGAGUUCUCAGCAGCAGCAGAGCCAUCCGAUAAUGUUGCCAGGACAGGCAAUGCUCCAGGCCCCGCGCUGCCGCCGGGAGGUCCGGCCCGAGCGGUGGCCGGCAGCGGGGGACCGCUGACGCCAGAAGAGGCAACGGCAUCAGCCGCAGAUACAGAUGAUGACAAAUUGGUGACUCAGCCGCCGGGUGACUCAACUGCUGGGGAGGAAUCGGCGCGCAGAGCUCGGCCGCAUGUGAACGCUCUGAGAGACAGCAGUGCAUUAUCAGCAGCGGUAUCUGUGCCGGCUGAUGGCGCUUCCUUGGACGGAGCGGCUAGGGCAGGGCUUGCCCCAAUUGAUGCAAGUGCAGGCGUCACUGCUAUGCAGCAGCCGCUGGCUUCGGAGGUCCUCAGUGCAGCCGCAAGCGCCGCAUCGGAGCAGGCUGCAGCUUGGGAAGCCGUGCGGCGGAAGCAUGCAAAGAAGGCUCUCUCCGACAGGCCGCGGAUGCCAGCAGCUGAAGCAGUGUCACCAAGCUACCCGGCAGCCGUCACUGAAGACAGAAAUAAGGGCGCAGAGUCAAAGGAGGGGCCUCGGGAGCGUGAAGCACCACCGCCGCCGACCCCGCCGCAGCCGCCGGUGAAGCGAAAGCCGUAUUCCUACGGGCCACGGUCCCCCAGCACCAAUGCAUCAGCCCUCCAAGCGCCCCGCGACGGGCUUGGCAGCACGGGAAGCUUGGAGCAAGGUGAUCCAGCUGCAGCUCAGGCAAGCGAUGAGGCAUCAACAGAGCAGCUGGGCCGGUCAGGCGGCACGCGCGCGCCAUCCGGCGUCAUAUAUGUCAGCAGAGAAUUGCAUCACAGCCCCCGGGAGGCCGCCGGUGCAGGGGGCGCGAAACCCCGCAGGAGGGUUUUUUCCUACGGUCCCAGGUUGGCCGCCUCCCCAAGCGAGACACCGGAUGACAGCAGCACUGCCGAGGAUAUUUCAAGCAGCGCUAUUGGCUUGACAGAAGCCGAGAUAUCAUCGUCUGAUGUGGGGCGAGCAGAGGCCGCAGUAGUGCUGAGUCAGCGCUCUGCGCCGGUCCGUAAGGUGUUGCGUACGGGCUGA